Procambarus clarkii (red swamp crayfish) is the source of this 1344-nucleotide messenger RNA. NCBI's taxonomy places the organism in Eukaryota, Metazoa, Arthropoda, Malacostraca, Decapoda, Cambaridae. The record is from RefSeq and is a predicted model, not a curated record.
GAGGCUGACAGGCUGACACCCACACCUGCUGGAGGCUGACAGGCUGACACCCACACCUGCUGGAGGCUGACAGGCUGACACCCACACCUGCUGGAGGCUGACAGGCUGACACCCACACCUGCUGGAGGCUGACACCAGCAUCUGUUGGACACUAACAAUUGCAGCUGCUAGAUGUUGACACAUCUUCAGUCUUCCCCUGGCACCUUGCCACCAACAUUGUCACAGCUCACACAUCUUUCAUUACCUUGUCUCAGCACCUAGAAGUCAUGUAGUGUGCCAGAACCGUAAGGGUCGUUGUGCUACUCGGGAUUGGGUUGGCGAGACGAGACAAACGUGAGCCUUUGAUGGCUUAGAUCACGGGGUAAUUUCCAAAGAGGUCCAAAGUCUUCAUAACACUGGAUUGCUACAGAGGAAUACAGACUAAAGGCAGGACCAAAGAGCCAAAGCUCAAGCCCCACAAGCACAACUAGGUUAUUUGGGAUUAGGUCCGAUAUUGAAUGAGAAACGGCGGCACUGUAACUUCAAAUAUGGAUAGCUAUUCUCCUAAGCUGGCAGGAGAGCUACACACCUACAAUUACAACAGUAGUUCACAGCAUUUUGGGUCUGUAUCAGGUGGUGUGCCAGAGUCUAUUCAACCUAUGACGUCUUCUCCCCAGUUUGUUGCCCAGCAGAGUCAUUCAUCUAGCCAGUUAGAGAGCAACACAGGCUUAACACCAGGGCCAGCAACUAGCUUACAAGAAGAAUUUUGCGAGGGGACUGGUGUUGGAGGAGGUGGCGGGCGCAAGAAAAAAAAGAAACAGAAAAGCGGAGACGUUCCAAGUGCUGCUAUGAAACCCAACCUAAUGGCUGAAGAGGACCUUGUUGAUGCUGCCAUACCACUGAUCUCAGAAAAUCAAGCAGGUGUGGAAGAUCUGUUAUUUCCAGCAUCAUUGCCCUCAACUGGCGGAACAUUAGUGGGUGGCCAUUACCUUCUUAACAAUAACCUGCUUGAUCAGAUACUGACAGAAAAGAAAAUGGUGAGUGUGUGUGUGAGCGCUGCACUGUUCUUCAUUACUCGAGUAUCCACAUUAUUAGAGUACUGUACUGUAAUUUGAUAUCCAGCUUUGUUGCUCGUGUGCCAUCUCAAGUUUUAUUGCUUAGUGAAAGCGUGACUUUCUGGCUCAUUGUUUACAUUAGUUUGUGACAUCUGCAGAAAAGUUAAAUACUGUAAUGUUAACUUAACACAAGGAAAUUUGGGUGACACUUUCAAACUUUUACAGUGUAUCACAGAAAUCACAUUGGCAUACUUCUCACAAUUUUAGUGUCAUUAUAUAUUUUUACUAGUGUGAUGAUAAAUGAGUUUUU